Lacerta agilis (Sand lizard) is the source of this 746-nucleotide messenger RNA. Its product is annotated as perlwapin-like. The record is from RefSeq and is a predicted model, not a curated record. The transcript has 5 exons. Gene Ontology annotation, cellular component: extracellular region. Gene Ontology annotation, molecular function: peptidase inhibitor activity. Bases 20 to 643 code for a protein of 207 amino acids. Lineage: Eukaryota; Metazoa; Chordata; Lepidosauria; Squamata; Lacertidae.
GGAUAUUCCCCAGAGCACCAUGGAGGCAGGUGUCCUCUGGCUCCUAACAGGACUCCUCUUGCUCCAGGGUUGUGCUGCUGCUGCCGCUGCUUCCCAGUCCCCAGAUUAUGGAGAGGAGAGGACAGGGAAGGACGGAUUCUGCCCCGCCUCCCCCAAUGGGCUGUAUGACCCCCCCUGCAAGGUGAACUGCGAAGCGGACAGCGAGUGCCCUGGGAGAAAGAAGUGCUGUGAAUUUGCCUGCAGACACACCUGCCUGUCUGCCAGCAAAGAGAAGCCCGGCAGCUGCCCGCCCCCGCUGCUGAAGAAGCUCCAGGCCCCUUUGGUGUGCGACUCUUCCUGCACGGACGACGCCAGCUGUCCCGGGGCGCAGAAGUGCUGUGACUCAGGCUGCGGAAGUCGAGUGUGCAGGUUGCCUAUUGGAGAGAAGCCUGGGAAAUGCCCCCUGGUGCAGCGGAAGACGCCCUCGGGAGGAGGAGGAGGAGGAGGAGGAGAGCCGUGCAGCGACGCCUGCGCCCACGACUGGCAGUGCAAAGGGGACCACAAGUGCUGCUUCUCGGGCGUCUCCAUGGAAUGCACCAACGUCCCCCAAGGUGCCAAGGCAGGAGGGGGCAGGCCAGGGUCCCCUGAAUCCAGCGCAUCCUAAAAGGAGGACUCCCAGGACGGUUGGGUCUGGCCGUGGACUUGAAGACUUUCCGUCCGGAACACAGCAUGUGGUAGUGUGUGAGGUGGGGGCUUCUGCAGGAGAG